CGCGCGUUGCCGGGCAGAGCGGAGGCGCUGCGGGGACGGGGCGGCCGCGGCGGGAGCGGAGCUGGGCCGGGAUGGGCUGCGCGGCUCUGCUCUGGGGCACGAUCCUGCUUGCCUGCAGCUGCGGCCCGGGGCCCCCCGGGGUCGGUGCCGCUCCGCUCUUGACGGCCACCUACGUGCUGGACGAUGCCAACGGGCUGGGCAGGGAGUUCGACGGGAUCGGGGCUGUCAGCGGCGGCGGGGCCACAUCUAGACUCCUGGUGAACUACCCAGAGCCUUAUCGCUCUGAGAUUUUAGACUACCUGUUCAAGCCAAAUUUUGGUGCUUCUUUACAUAUUCUCAAGGUAGAGAUUGGAGGUGAUGCACAGUCGACAGAUGGUACUGAACCCUCCCAUAUGCACUAUGAAAAUGAUGAGAACUACUUCCGGGGCUAUGAAUGGUGGCUGAUGAAAGAAGCUAAAAAGAGGAACCCCAACAUUAAACUGAUUGGGUUACCUUGGGCAUUUCCAGGAUGGAUAGGGAAGGGUGAAAAUUGGCCCUAUGACUAUCCAGAUAUCACUGCUUACUAUAUUGUUUCUUGGAUAUUAGGAGCAAAACAGUAUCAUGAUUUGGACAUUGAUUAUAUUGGGAUAUGGAAUGAAAGGGCAUUUAGUAGCAAAUACAUUAAGGUGCUUCGACAUUCUUUGGACAGACUGGGUCUAUGGAACAUUGGCAUCAUCGCUGCGGAUGGAGAUUGGAACAUCUCAAAUGAGAUGAUAGUUGAUCCCUAUCUUAAUGAUGCUAUUGAGGUAGUCGGAGCUCAUUAUCCUGGGACAAAAACAGUGAAAAAUGCCAUAUUAACUGGGAAGAAACUGUGGUCAUCAGAAGAUUACAGUACUUUCAAUAAUGACGUUGGUGCAGGCUGCUGGGCUCGGAUCCUGAACCAAAACUAUGUGAAUGGAAACAUGACCUCAACAAUUGCAUGGAACUUGGUGGCUAGUUAUUAUGAGGAGCUGCCCUUUGGUAGAUGUGGAUUAAUGACAGCACAGGAGCCAUGGAGUGGCCACUAUAAAGUUGAAUCUCCUAUCUGGAUUACAGCACACACCACACAGUUUACUCAGCCUGGCUGGUCAUACUUGCAAGUGGAUGGACACUUGGAAGGAGGUGGCAGUUUUGUAGCUCUGACAGAUGGCCUAGGGAACCUUACCAUCAUCAUUGAAACUAUGAGUCAUAAUCACUCUAAAUGUAUCAGGCCUCCAUUGCCAAAUUUCAAUGUUAUACCUCAGAGAGCAACUUUCUACCUCAGAGGGUCAUUUUAUAUGGUGGAAACCCUUCAAGUAUGGCAUUCCAGACUUGAUUUUGAAUCUGGAAAGUCCAGUCUUUUCCAGCAACUCAAUCCUUUACAGGUAUGGAAGGGAAGAUUUUCUAUAGACCUAAAUGUGGAUGAAGUCUACACUUUAACCACACUCAAGACAGGAUGGAAAUGUGGUUACCCAGAGCCUCCUCCUCCUCAGCCCUUUCCUUGCAUUUACAGUGAUGAUUUCAACAUCCGUAACCCACCUUUCAGUGAAGCCCCAAAUUUUGCAGAUCAGACAGGUGUAUUUGAAUACUUUGUAAAUGCUUCUGACCCAGGAGAUCAUGUGUUCACACUCCGCCAGGUGGUGGUUCAGCGGCCCAUCACUUGGGUUUCUGAUGCAGACCAGACCAUCAGUGUCAUAGGAAAUUUUAAGUGGGUAAACAUGACAGUCACUUGUGACAUCUACAUAGAAAAACCUCGUGAUGGAGGCGUGUUUAUUGCAGGAAGAGUUGACAAUGGUGGGAUAUACGUGCGAGAUUCCAAAGGAGUUUUCUUCUGGGUUUUUGCAGAUGGCACAUACAGAGUCACUAGUGACCUAGCUGGAAGAGAAAUAUUAAUGAAAGGACUUGCUGGUGUCCGGGAUAACGCAUGGCACACACUUACUCUCAACAUUCAGGGCAACUCGGCCUCAGGACUGUUGAAUGGUUAUCCACUCUGGGAGAAUGUCACCAUUUCCAACCCGAAGAAUGGCUGGGCUGCCCUUGGAACUCGCUCCUUUGAGUUUGCACAGUUUGACAACUUUCAUGUUGAAGCUUGCUGAGGUGGCUUUGGCAUUUAGAGAACCUGGUUCUCAUGUUACUUUGAAUAAGAGCCAAGUCAAACUGGAGGAGAGCUGAGUGCUGAACUGUGACUGAUCUCUUGGCAAAGAGUCUGGAUUCGGUCCGUGGUAUUUGUUAAAGGUUUACUUGAGUAGAUAUCAUCAUGAUUGUAGUUUUAUCCCCUAUUGCUGUGGGAUUUUUGCCCUUCUGUUUUUGGGGGUAAAUUUUAGUUCAAGGUAAUGAUAAAAACAAAUUCUUGGAUUGAAAUAUCUUUUAAUAACAACAUCUUAACUUACCAGCUCACUUCUAAAAUAACUUUAGAAGUUAACAGAAGACAGAUUCAUCCUAAGCUGCAUUUUUAACACUUCCUCUACUACGUCCAUUGCUUUCACUGUGAAAGAAAAAAUUAAAUGCCAGUAAGCCUUAUGAGCCAGUGGGCCCCAUACUUUUGUAGGUCUAUCAUUCUCAAAUUUCAUUUGGGUAAAGUACCUAGAUUUCCUAUAGUAAAAAAAAGAUGUUUUGUCUCUUUUUUUGCUACAGUCUGUGACUAGACAUUGCAGUUCUCCAAACGCAUUUGAUUAUAUCUUUCAACUUUUGUUGCCAGCCCUAAAAUAUAUCCCUAUUUUCAGUGGAAUGGAAAUGUGCCUUAUGACUGAUCAGGGAGUCCAGCAUGUGGCUUAUUUCUAAUCUACCUCCUCUUUCCACUGAAAGGGUUGAAAUGGAUGAAAAGAUACCAUAACUUACAGUUUGUUGAUGAUAAUAUUGUGGGGUUUUUUGCAUAGUACAAAGAGUGAAAACAUUGCAUCAUGGAUAUUUCCAUGUCAGGUCACAUGUGGAAACUGGCCUUUUGUUCCUAGAAACUUGGGCAAACAUCUCUCUCUUUUGAUGGAUUUAGAGCUUUGAAUAGGAAAUAAUUGAAGCCUAACAAUGAUAUUUAGUUUAUUAUAUUACUGUGGCAUAGAGGAGAUAUGAAUACUAUCACUUCCUGGUAUAAAAGAAGUUAAAAAAAAAGCAGUCUUUGUCUUUAAGGGUUUGCAAUGUCAUUACAAGGUAAGUAACAGUUGGUCGACACAGAGGGAAUUAUUUAGUGUGCCAAGCAGUGGUAAUGACACAAAAGUAUCUGUUUUUAAACUUUUCCUAGGUAUCAUGGGAUGAAGUUCAGAGGAUAAUUCAGAUCUUUGGGAAUGGAGGGAUUCUCUUUAGCUGUUGCUUCAUUUUAUUUUUUCCCCAAGCUUCUGUGUUAUUAAAGAAGCAAUUAAUUGAGGACAUGAGGUACUGAAUGGGUUUUUCCUCACAAGCAUUUGCAGUUCAAUUUGCUCCAGAAUUUUUCUUGUUGUUGGUCAGUUGAAGGAAGAUGAUGUCCAUUCCCUUAAUGAAAUGUGCUUCCUGUGUCCAUUUACUUUUCACAUUCACAUCCUGUUUAAUUGACAAGCAAGUUGUUCCACAUACUUGACAGAGCUCUAAUAGCUGUAUGAGGCCAUUUGUAGCAGGCAACAUCUGGAGAAUAGGAGUGCAGUGUACUUUGAUUUAUAGAGAUUAUUCUUCUGAUCCCCUUUGUUUUGAAGGCUGAUUCCAAUAAUUGUUAACUUGAGUCUUUGAAGCUGUCAUCUAAUAUAAAGUUAAUGUUAUACAGAUCAUUCCUGGAAAAUUUUUACAAUGUUGAUCUUCCAUUUUCAUUUUUGGAGAAGAGUUCUUAAAAUUCCAUCUCUACUAAGUAAAAAUGUUAUGUCUUUUAGCUGUUAUAUUGAUACUACUUAUUCAUACUUGGAAAUUUCAUACAUGCCAGUAAUGUUGAAAAAUUAUUUAAACCACUGAACUUUAAAACUCUUUAAAAAAGAGUUCUUUUUAAAAAAAGAGUUCUUUAAAAAAGACUUCCAAAUGUUAAGUAACUGUUUACAUAAGUGGGUGAAAAAUGAAAGGCAAUUUUCCAUGUAAUUUUCAAGUAUGGAUGCAGAUCUGUUCAUUACUUGCUUGAUUUCCUAAGGAAUGCCACUGGUCACUCCACAUGUGAAAGAAUCUAAUUUUAGGUUCUCAUAUUGAAGUAAUAUGAGUAUAAUAAUCUCAGAAUAAAUUUAUUUUAGCUGUGAUGGAUUUCUGUAUUUGGAUGCUUCUUGGAGACUUCCUCGUAGCUUCUGUGGCUACAAGCAGAGAGAUCAGCAAUGAUGCAGUUAUUCCAAAGGAGCUGUCCAUUUUUUUAACUUUCUAUUGCACUAGUGUAAUAAACUGUACUGUUAUAUUGUGUACUGAACACUACGUAUUUUAUCACUGGAAAUGUUGAUUUUUUUUCCCCCCUAAUCUUAAUUUACAAUGUUGGAGGAUUAAAGUGUUAUGAACAGAGUAAGUGAUUUAAUGGUGACAUAAUGUUAUUCAUCUUUAUAUGUCUGUAAUUCUUCACCCUUCAGUAGACUGUAAUAUGUUUGGCAAUAACAAGCUGUCGGGUUUUUCACUGAGGGGUGGAUUUAUGUUGUUGAUUAUAAAUGCUAAUCAUUCCAAAUGGACAAAUAAAAUGCUUAAAAAUGCU
This is a messenger RNA of Passer montanus (Eurasian tree sparrow), 4612 nucleotides long. RefSeq names its product galactosylceramidase (gene GALC). Gene Ontology annotation, molecular function: galactosylceramidase activity. Gene Ontology annotation, biological process: galactosylceramide catabolic process. Lineage: Eukaryota; Metazoa; Chordata; Aves; Passeriformes; Passeridae. The record is from RefSeq and is a predicted model, not a curated record. The transcript has 17 exons. Bases 72 to 2093 code for a protein of 673 amino acids. Gene Ontology annotation, cellular component: lysosome.